AUGUCUAGAUCUGGUGUGGCUGUUGCCGACGAAUCCGUGAGUGCCUUCAACGACUUGAAGUUGGGUAAGAAGUUUAAGUUUGUCAUUUUUGCCUUGAACGACAAGAAGACCAGCAUUGUUGUGGAAGAAACUUCCACUGACGCUGAUUACGACGCCUUUUUGGAAAAAUUACCAGAAAACGAAUGUAAGUACGCCGUUUACGAUUUCGAAUAUGAAAUCGGUGGAGGUGAAGGUAAGAGAUCCAAGAUUAUCUUUUUCACUUGGUCUCCUGACACCGCUCCAAUCCGUUCUAAGAUGGUUUACGCUUCAUCCAAGGACGCAUUGAGAAGAGCCUUGAACGGUGUUGCUGCCGACAUCCAAGGUACCGACUUUUCCGAAGUUGCCUACGAGUCUGUUUUGGAAAGAGUCAGCAGAAGUACUCAUUAA
[Candida] anglica is the source of this 426-nucleotide messenger RNA. The record is from the annotation of a GenBank genome assembly. Lineage: Eukaryota; Fungi; Ascomycota; Pichiomycetes; Serinales; Debaryomycetaceae.